CGCGUUCCUAUCGAGCAAAACGUCGGAACGCAGCGUAAACGCCAUAAACGCACGUAUGUCGGAGUUUGACGGCGCAUUUGACUUUUCUGGUCGAAUAAACACAUUGGGAUAUUACAAAAGUUGAUUACCAAAUUCACGGUACGAGGAUAAAGCGAUGGCACUAUCGACCAGUCCAAUUUCACCGUCGGUUGACCUCAGCUCUUAUCGUGACCAGCACUUUAAGGGAUCUCGAGUUGAACAGGACCGACUAUUAAGGAACUCGACGACUCUGUACAUUGGUAAUCUCUCGUUUUACACUACAGAGGAGCAGAUAUAUGAACUAUUUUCAAAGUGCGGAGAUAUUAGACGAAUUAUUAUGGGACUGGAUAAGUACAAAAAAACUCCAUGUGGAUUUUGCUUUGUCGAGUACUAUUUGAGACCUGAUGCGGAAAACUGUAUGCGAUAUGUUAAUGGGACCCGUUUAGACGAUAGAAUUAUACGUACGGAUUGGGACGCUGGGUUCAUCGAAGGCAGACAGUAUGGUCGAGGAAAGACAGGUGGUCAGGUCAGAGACGAGUACAGAUCCGACUUUGACGGUGGCAGAGGUGGCUAUGGAAAAAUAAUCCAACAAAAAGUAACACCCGUUGUGGAUGGGGCAUUUGGUCGAUGAAGUACACACCUAUGGAUGACAAUCACAUUUGAUCAUGAUCGGUGAUCAGCCGCCAAAAUCGUCGUCGUCUAAUACGCGGACCAGUCUUCUGUACGUGUAAUCAAGAAAAACAUCCUGAAAUACUGUCGCAGAAUUCGGCGACCGCUUAUACUCUGAACAGUACUGUAUAUAUAUAUAUGUAUGUACACGGCAGGACUCGAGAGGGAUUCUUUGGUUAUAAUUCGUUCUUUUCGCGUCUUUUAGUAUCAGAAAUGAAGCUUCGGCGAUAUAACUUGUCCAAUCAUAAUAUUAAUGUUAUUAAUGGUAGGCACCGGUUAAAAUAAUAAUAAUAAUAGUAAUGCUAAAAUUAA
This is a messenger RNA of Neodiprion fabricii, 999 nucleotides long. RefSeq names its product nuclear cap-binding protein subunit 2 (gene Cbp20). The record is from RefSeq and is a predicted model, not a curated record. Lineage: Eukaryota; Metazoa; Arthropoda; Insecta; Hymenoptera; Diprionidae. Gene Ontology annotation, biological process: mRNA cis splicing, via spliceosome. Gene Ontology annotation, cellular component: nuclear cap binding complex. Gene Ontology annotation, molecular function: RNA cap binding. The coding region runs from base 155 to 649 and encodes 164 amino acids. The transcript has 4 exons.